Messenger RNA from Acanthopagrus latus (yellowfin seabream), 2018 nucleotides. RefSeq names its product biotinidase-like. NCBI's taxonomy places the organism in Eukaryota, Metazoa, Chordata, Actinopteri, Spariformes, Sparidae. The record is from RefSeq and is a predicted model, not a curated record. Gene Ontology annotation, molecular function: hydrolase activity, acting on carbon-nitrogen (but not peptide) bonds, in linear amides. The transcript has 6 exons. The coding region runs from base 397 to 1938 and encodes 513 amino acids.
AAGAUUUUAUACAACAAAAUAAAUAAAUGAACUGAAUAAAAUCCAUAAGUUCUAUUAAACACUCCUUGACUUCCUCUCCUGCUGAAGGUUUACAUGUUGUUUGGGGGGAAUCCCACAUUGUUAAAGUGCUUCCGGGUUGUAUUCCCACUGUUUCCGGUCUUGUGUUUUCAAAAUAAAAGUUUUGUUUAUGUCUACUUGCCAGGUUGCUGUGGAGGAGCAGCUGGUUCUGACCCGCCUGUGACCGCCCAGCACACGAGGCUUUGAACAUGUAAAACGUGAUCUGACUCCAGUAUCCAGAUUUAAACCUGAGUCAGCAGUUCGCCUCCGCCCUCUGGACCUUUGACCGCUCAGGUUCGGUGUUGUAACACAACACUCGUGUCUCUCUGGGAAGACACUAUGUUUCUGCGCGUUGUCAUCUUCGUGAGUUUCUGUUUAACCUCGGCUGUUGUCCGAACUGAGCCUGCAGACUCCUCGUAUGUCGCUGCUGUGUACGAGCACAACGUGAUCCUGAACCCGGAGCCUCGGGUCCCCCUGUCCCGCCCCGCCGCCCUGACACACCUGCAGAGGAACCUGGAUGUGUACGAGGAGCAGGCGGGCCGGGCCGCUCAGCAGGGUGUCCAGAUCCUGGUGUUUCCAGAAGAUGGUCUCCAAGGUUUCAACUUCACCCGAUCGUCCAUCUCCGGCUACCUAGAAACCGUUCCUGACCCCCAGCAGGAGAGCUGGAACCCCUGCACAGAGCCGGACACACACAACAACACUGAGGUUCUCCAGAGGUUGAGCUGUAUGGCCCGUCGUCACAACCUCUACCUGGUGGCCAACAUGGCUGACCUGCAGCCCUGCCCUCUGAGGACCAACCCGUCCUCCUCCUGCCCCCCUGACGGACGCUGGCAGUUCAACACCAACGUGGUGUUCAGGUCCGAUGGCCUGCUGGUGGCCCGCUACCACAAGUACAACCUCUACUUUGAGGACGCCUUUGACACGCCACCAAAACCUGAGAUCAUCACGUUUGAUACACCUUUUGCUGGAAGGUUUGGCCUCAUCACCUGCUUCGACAUCCUGUUCCAUGAGCCCACAGUCACCCUGGUGAAGCAGGGUGUGCGUCAGCUGAUCUACCCCACAGCUUGGAUGAACCAGCUCCCUCUACUGGACACAAUCCAGUUCCAGCGGGCGUUCAGCUUGGGUGCCAACAUCACCCUGCUAGCAGCCAACAUUCGUAACGACCGUCUGAUCAUGACAGGAAGUGGUAUCUACUCCCCUUUGUCUGCCACCUACCACCACGCACAGAGAGGAGACCCGGAGGAGGGCCGACUGCUGGUGGCCAGGGUGCCAGUCUUAGACCCACUGUGGCUGAAUCAGAGCGUGGCCUCGGAGGAGGGCGUAGUCAGGGAGGACUCCACCUCUUCUACAGCUACAGACUCUGAAUACUGUCACAAAGACAGCUGCACUGAUUCUCCUCCCUCCUCCACCACCUUCAUCUCAUCCAUGAUGUAUGAUCCGUAUACAUUUGUCCUCUUAAACGAGACGGAGGGGGAAGUGAAGGUGUGCAAUGGGACAUUUUGCUGCUCCCUGCAGUACCAUCGUUCACCUCAGAGCAGCAGUGAAGAGCUCUACGCAUUGGGAGUCUUUGCAGGAACACACACAGUGAACGGACGCUAUGCCCUGCAGGUGUGUGCACUGGUCCACUGUGCAGGGUCGGACAGCGCUUCCUGUGGACAGGAAGUUGAAGAGGCUGAGACUAAGAUGGACUUCCUGUUGGAGGCGACGUUUGGGACCAAAUAUGUGUAUCCAUCAGUUCUGGCUAGUAAGCUGGUCCUGGAGCAGCCAGAACACCUGGAAACAUCUGCAACCGGCAGAGUGAGCAUGAAACACUCCAACAUGACUGGUGGGCUGGUUACUGCCGCCCUGUAUGGACGGAUGUAUCACCUGGACAGUCAGUGAAGUAGUUUGUCAAAUUCAUUUUAAAGGACGAGGUGGAAAAAAAAAAUCAAACAAAUGAUAAUAAAUAAAUCAAAAACAAA